Anarrhichthys ocellatus (wolf-eel) is the source of this 1828-nucleotide messenger RNA. It is a transcript of the gene sapcd2, whose product is annotated as suppressor APC domain containing 2. The transcript is spliced from 6 exons. NCBI's taxonomy places the organism in Eukaryota, Metazoa, Chordata, Actinopteri, Perciformes, Anarhichadidae. The record is from RefSeq and is a predicted model, not a curated record. Bases 191 to 1585 code for a protein of 464 amino acids.
ACGGGAAGGUGGGUUAAAUAUAGGGAAUAUUUUAGGUUAAAAAGCUUUAUUCGGAGAUGCAGUCCGCUGCUAAGUAAAGCAGGUAUUAGUUGUAUUAUUCUGUAUGUUCAGCUGUGUGUUUGUAUAAAGUUAGCCAACUUGUUUUGGUGUGUUUUUGAUUGAUUAGUCGUUGGAGAUUAUCAUUGCAUCCAUGGCUUUGAUAGCGACCGAUCAGGGCUGCAAGUUGAACGGGACGUCGGCGAUUUACGGCCGAGUUGGACCGAGAAAAGAAGUGUUUCAAGGCAACGCGGAGGGCUUUAAACCUGCCAAAAUGCAGCCAAAGGAGACGGAGUACUCAACAGAUGGCCUGCCCAAAGCGUUCCUGCACAGCCUGAGGACCCUGUUUGACAUUCUGGAUGAUGGUGGACGGGGCUAUGUCCACAUCUCGGAGAUCGAGAGCCGCUGGCAGGGGGCAGACACCCGGGAUCUGCCCGGCGGGGUGCUGGGCUGCCUCCGGAGGGUCACCCCGCCGCAUGGCUGCCUCACCUUUGAGCGGUUCGUGGCGGGGCUGCGCUACUCCAUGCUCAACCCGGAGCACAGCGCGCACUUCAGGGCCCAGGCUGCCGUGUACCCACAGCAGGCACCGAAGCAUCCCCAGAAACCCGCCCCGCUGUCCACAUGCAGCGUUGGGACCCGGGUCGAGAACAAGGUCCGUCCGCUGGGGCCGAGCAACGUGACCAACACUCUGCAGCACCGGGCGUCCUCCCUGCAGAGCCGCGGCAGGCCGGAGGAGGGGCCCGGGUACCCCGCGUGUGGACCGGUGCGGUACGGCGCGGGCUUCGACAGGUCCGGGCGGAGUUUGGAGCAGAAUUCCGUCGCUCCGGGGGGCGGGUGUUACCGGGCCGACCCGGGACAUGCCACCAAACCCACACAGUCCCAGCAGAGCCGGGUCAGGUCCAUUGAGUCACUGGCUCUGGAGUCACCGCAGCUCCAAGGACCAAGUUUACCAAGAUCUCAGAGUGAAUCAGCAACCGGAUUUACCGGCGGCUCCAGGCGCCACGGGCGGAGUCGGGAAGAGCAGAGGCGGCAUACCAUAACCAACGGCGUGGAUUAUGGAAUGUUGAAGCAAAUGAAAGAGCUGGAGCAGGAGAAGGACUCUCUGCUGGCAGGCCUGGAGGUGGUGGAGCGGGCCCGCGACUGGUACCAGAGCCAAAUCCACAACGUCACAGAGAGACAGCGGCAGGUCGGCCAAAGCUCCCACUCCACGGAUUUCUUCACAGAAGCCAAUCAGAGUCGCAUGAAUGUUCUAAUACCCAAAUUGCAAGAAGUCAACCGCUGCCUAAAUGACCUUAUUUCCUGCUCUGGGAUUUCAUUUCCUUCCAGCUCUGCUCAGACAGCAGCUAACCCCCAGCCUCCGGGUCCAGCUCCUCCCCAAGCCAUCCAGAGGCUGAAGGACCAGAACCGACUUCUCACUCAGGAGGUGACAGAGAGGAGCGAGCGGAUCGCCCAGCUGGAGCAGGAGAAGUCGGCGUUGAUAAAACAGCUUUUUGAGGCUCGAGCCCGCAGUACGCAAGACACCAGCACCAUGGACUCCACCUUCAUCUGAAAACAACUACACUCCACCCAACAAACCUUUCCAAUGUUAGCGAAACAUUUUCAGCUGGGAAUCAUCACAACGCUGGUCUGGAGCAAACUUUUAUGAGACUGUAAGCCGACUGUUGUUUACCAACACUUGUAGCACCUUUUAGCCAUGACACGCCAACACCCUCGACUGCAGCAUGUGACCACUUCACCCCAAACCGCGCACAAUCUAGAUGUGACUUGACCCGAGAGUCUCUUACUUGCUGCC